Messenger RNA from Cavenderia fasciculata, 5421 nucleotides. RefSeq lists its product as uncharacterized. The record is from RefSeq and is a predicted model, not a curated record. Gene Ontology annotation, cellular component: mitochondrial membrane. The transcript is spliced from 8 exons. Gene Ontology annotation, molecular function: protein binding. Bases 1 to 5421 code for a protein of 1806 amino acids. NCBI's taxonomy places the organism in Eukaryota, Evosea, Eumycetozoa, Acytosteliales, Cavenderiaceae.
AUGUCCCUUCGCCCAGACAAAUAUUCAGGUGUUCUCAAUGUAAUAAUCAGAUCAUCUGAUAGAUUGGUAGAUAGAAUCUUCUAUUUCUGUAGUAUGGCCAAUAAAUCUUUUGCUGAUGAUUUUGGCGGUGAAGGAGGUAAUGUUAAACCAGCAACCCUCAUCAAACCACCCACAAAACCAAACCCCAAACCCAAAAACUCAACAUCAUUCUGUACUUACUAUAGUACUCCCCGAUCACCAUGUAUGGCUUUAACCUUUAAUCAUGCAUCAAUCUAUAUAAUUCAAUCCAAGAAAACGAUACAUGGUAUAAUGGAACAACAACACAAUUAUAGAAAAGAGAGAGAGAUGGUGAUUCCAGAAUUCUUCAAAGGAAAGAAUCUAUUGAUUACUGGAACAACAGGUUUUGUUGGAAAGGUGUUGUUGGAGAAGCUUGUUCGUGAUAUUCCAGACAUUGGUUUUAUCUAUAUAGUGAUUCGUGGAGCAAAUGCAAAGGAAAGAUUCGAAGAUGAUAUCAUGACGUCGCGUAUUUGGGACGUUUUACGUGAACGUAUGGGACAAGAGGCUGCAGAUCGUCACAUUCGUGAACACGUGAUUCCAUUGUCUGGUGAUUUGUCAAAGGACAACUUGGCAUUGUCACCCGAAGACUACCGUAUGGUGAUCGAGCGUUGCAACAUCAUUUUACAUUGCGCCGCCUCGAUUGAUUUUAGAGAACGUUUGGACAAGGCCAUCGAAUCCAAUCUCUAUGGUUCGUUGCGUAUGUUGGAGCUUGCCAAGCAGCUCAAGAACCUCGUCGCCAUGGUUCAUUGCUCGACCGCCUAUGUCAACUCGAAUCGUGAGGGUUGGUUGGACGAAGAGUUGCCCGUACUCGACUUUAACCCCGAAGAGAUGGUCGAGUUGAUCAUGAAGCAGGACGUACAGACCAUCGAAAAGAUCACACCCAACCUUUUGGGCGCCUACCCCAACACCUACACCUUUACCAAGGCCAUCACCGAGCGUAUUCUCGCUCUCCGUCGUGGUGACGUUCCAUUGUGCUUUGUCCGUCCAACCAUUGUUGGAGGUUCGCUCAAAGAGCCCGUUCCAGGUUGGGUCGACUCUGUCGCCGCCGUCGGUGCCGUCAUGCUCUACUGUGGUGUCGGUCUCGUCAAGUUUAUGAAGGGUGAAGGCCGUAUGGUCGCCGAUAUCGUCCCAGUCGACUAUGUCGCCAAUGCCAUGAUCUCUGUCGUUCCAUCUAUUGCCAAUCAAAAUGUUCUUCAAAUUUAUCAAAUUGGUACAAGUCACAGAAAUCCAGUUUCAUGGAAUAGUGCAGCUCAUUGGGUAUCUGAAUACUGGCGUAAUCAUACACCCAAGAAAGCUAUUGCUCGUAGCAGUUUCUCAUUCCACAACAAUGUGAUGUAUGAAGCACACUUUUUCAUGAAAUACGGUAUUCCAUCGUUCCUUUUACAGAUGAUGGCGUUCUUUACUGGAAAGGAGGACACCAAGAACAAGGCAGAGUCAUUUAAAAAGGUGGUCAAGGCCGCCCGUCUCAUCACCGACACGUUCCAACAUUUCACAGCCCACGAGUGGGUAUUUUCCGUGUCGACCCUCGAAAAGGUGUUUGUCGAUGUUUUGAACGCCGACGACCGCCAACGCUUCAACUGCGACGCAGCCAACAUCAACUGGCAGUCAUACCUUUGCUAUUUCUGCUACGGUCUCCACAAGUUUGUACUCAAGGAGGAAGGUGUGCGUCCACCAACCGAGCUACUCAACACGAGUCUUAUCACCAAGUCGGACCUCAACGCUACGUCGGGCGGUGUCUUGCAAUGGAUCUUUGCCGAUGUGUCGUGGGCUUACACUAGCUUCCGUCACGUCACCCAAACACCAUUGCCACCCCGUGCACCCGCCGAGAUCCGUUCGCUCGUCAUGAACAGCCCGCGUGUCCAAAUGGCCAUGGAAAAGGUGUCGCGCGAGGAAGGCGUCCUCGUCAGCGAGAUUGAACGUCGUGCCUCCCAAGUCAUGGACCGUAUGCAGUCCAACCUCAACGUCAUGGUCGUGCGUGUGCUCGGCUGGUUCCUCAAAAAGGUGUGGCGUAAGAUCUACCAAGGCAUCCAUGUCGACGAGAAGGGUAUUGAAGCCAUCCGUGCCGCCAUCCAAAAGGCACCCGUUGUGCUCAUCCCCACACACCGUUCCUACAUUGAUUUCCUCAUCAUCUCGUACAUCUUUUUCGAGUACAACCUGCCAAUGCCCCACAUUGCCGCAGGAGAGGAUUUCCUUGGCAUCAUCCUCGUCAACUGGUUCCUCCGUAACGCCGGCGCCUUCUUUUUGCGUCGUUCCUUCCACGGAGACCCACUGUACUGGGCCAUCUUUAGCGAGUACGUCCAACGUCUCGUCAUUGACAACCAACCGGUCGAGUUCUUUAUCGAGGGCAAGCGUUCGCGUACCGGCAAGAGCUUGCACCCCAAGCUCGGCCUCUUGGCCAUGGUCGCCAACCCAUACUUUGAGGGUCGCGUCCAAGACGUCCAAGUCGCACCCAUCGGCAUCUCCUACGAAAAGGUGUUGGAGGGAGAACUCUACUCAAACGAAAUGAUGGGCGAGAACAAGACCAAGGAGAGCUUAAACGGCCUCUUCCGUGCCACCAAGAUUCUCCAAAUGAACUGGGGUCGCAUCAACGUUGUCUUUGCCCCACCCAUCUCGAUGAAGGCCUAUGCCGAGGACAUGACCGCUUCCGUCUCUGCCUCGCGUCGUCUCAACCCACCCCCAACAGUGCCCGCCCCCUCUGCACACGCCAACCCCGCCACCGCAUCGCCUGCCCCCACCACCCCCGCCAACAUCUCUGAAGGUGACUUUGAGCAGAUUUCGUCGACCCACGGCAACACCCGCGCACCCGGCUCGAUUUUCGACCCGUACAACAACACUGACGACCGUCGUAUGCUCAUCCAAGACCUCGGAUACCGUAUCGUCAACGACCUCAACAAGUCGGCCAUCAUCACCACCACUGCCACCGUCGCCACCAUCUUGCUCACCUUCCGUCGUGGUAUCAGCCGUGAAGAGCUCAUCAGUCGUGUCGAAUGGUUGCGUGACGAGAUCCUCCUCCGCGGCGGCGACGUUGCCUUUGAGGGUCCAUCGGACGCUCUCGUCGACCACUCGCUCAAGCUCCUCAGCAACCUCAUCUCUAAGCGUCGUAACAUGUACGAACCAGCAGGAUCGCAACAAAACAACAACAACAACUACAAGCGCAAUAUCCUCGUCCUCUCGUUCUACCGUAACCAAUUGCUCCAUCACUUCCUCUGGGAUGGUCUCAUCUCUUGUGCAUUGUUAAGUGCUAUCAAUAGACAAAAACCAACUAGUUCUUCAUCCAGCUACAAUAGUAAUCUAAAGAUUAAAGAGAGUGAAUUGAUUGGCGAUGUCAAGUUCUUGUUUGAGAUCAUGUCGGUAGAGUUUGUAAACAAACCAGGUACCGAUAGCGAACACAACAUUUUAGAGCAUAUCAACCGUAUGGUUCAACGUGGUUAUUUGGCCAAGUCUGCUCAAGGUGAAUACAGCAUCAACUCGUCGGGAGAAAGUGCAGUCACCUUUUUUGCCAACCUCUUUUGUCCAAUCGUCGAGGGUUACAUGGUAGCCAUGUUGACCUUGUUCUCGAUCCAACCAGAUAUCUCUGUCAAAAAGAACGUCUUCCUCCAACGUGUCGGAUGGUUCUCUGAAAAGAUGUACGAAGAGGGCAGUCUCAACUAUUACGAGUCUUGCUCUAUGGAAAUGUUGGCCAACUCUGUCCAUCUCUUUACCCAACUCAAGAUCAUCACCAAGAAGAAGCACACCGAGGUUGUCGGCAAGAGAACCACUCGUCAAAGCACCAAAAAGGAGAAAAAGCCAACCCGUCGUCAACAACAACAAGAAGCCGAAGAAUACAUCCAACUCUUGGCUCCAUACAAAGAAAAGGAUGGCAAGUUGAGAGAAUUGGCUGAAAAAUUAUCCUCUUAUCUAGAAGAUAUAGAUACAGAUAUAAAUCAAAUGGGAAAGAAACAACAACAAACUAAACCAACAACAACAACAACAACAACUAAUAAUACAACAAACACUACUAUUAAUAGUCCACAAGUAGACUAUUGGAAAUCUAAGCUACUUGUAGAUUUUAAUCAUAAUGUUGAUGAAGAAAUAACAGUAGCUGUAGCAGUAGCAGAUAAAGAAAAAGAUCUAAUUGAAUCAACUACAACUACUACAACUACUACAGAUAAUAAUGAAAUAGUUUUAACAACAACAACAAUUAAUUCUUCAGCUAAAUUAAUUAAAGAAUUAUAUACAAAUUAUUUGGAUAGAUGUAAAGAGGAUAAAGAAGAUACUGUAUACUUUUCACAAAACUAUUGUGAAAUUGCUAAAGGUAUAUUUAGUGAGACACUCACUACUUUGACUGAACUCAUCUUGGAGAGAGACUUGGGAGGUGUUCAAUAUCAAUUACAAUCAGAGUUGAAGAGAAAUGCUGACUUUUUCACAGACCUUACAUCUACCAUUAAAAAGAAGGAUAGAAAUGGUAGAAUAUUGGUCAAUGUUCAACAACAAUGUCAAAUCAACAAGUUGUCUCUUCUCUUUGCCGUCGCGACAAAUGAUAUUAAAAUCGUUGAUUUGAUGCUCAAAAAUGGUGCCACUGCUAUUAUCAAUGUUGGAGAUACUGUCACCAAGAUUACUCCACUUCACAUGUCAUUCAUUAUGGGUAACACUGCCAUUGCAAAGUUGUUAUUGGAGAAUGGUGCCAAUUACGAUUUGAUGGAUGGAUUCCGUGCUCGUCCACUCGACUAUGCUCGUUUAAGAAAGAUGACCUCCAUGUCAAUUCCACCACGCCCACAAACCGUAUCGAUCUACAACUACAAGAAUAGUGCAACUGUUGAAAGUUGGACACUCGACCGAUUCGAACGUGAACUUUCCAUUCACUAUGAUGCAUCGAUUACAGCAUCACUAGAAUACCUCAUUGAACUUUGUUUUAGUUCCUUUCAAAUCAAUGCCGAUCAAACAUUUAGAGACAAGUAUCUCAAGAUGAUUGAGAGAUCGGGUGGCGAGGAGAACGUUAUUGUCGGUUGGAUAUCGGAUCAGGUGGGAUGGGGUCUCUAUGCCAACAAGGAUUUCCAAAAGGGCGAGUAUAUAGUUAGAUAUGGAGGUCGUAUCAACUCGGCUGAAAACAUGGUCACCCAUUGCUACAACAUGAUGUCGUCAAUGGACGGUUUCGGUCUCGACGCCUACCGACAUCGAUCGAUGGGUGGCAUGAUCAACCACUCUGCCAAGCACAAGAACGCCGAGUCGGAAUGUAUAUUUGAAUAUGGUGCUGAACAAGCAAUCAUCACGGCCACCAAAUUUAUCGGACGUGGUCAACAAAUAUUUAUAGAUUAUUCAAACAGCUACUGGAAUCCCGAUCAAGAUGACAACGAUGAUGAUAAUGGUAAUAAUCUUAAGGAAUAA